AUGGAUGACAAUGUAAAAUUUGUCUUCGACCUCAAGAACGUUUUGGCGCCGUGCACGCGAAUCGGCUCGGACAUCGUUACGGUUGCAGAUCAUCUCAGAAUUGCUGAAGAGAACAAAAGGAACUCGCCGGCGUGGAAAGACUUUGUACCGCAAGAUGGCAUGGCUUGCGAAUUUGUACCAUUUGCGAUUGGCUGGUAUGGUGAGAUGGGUCGGGAAGUGAAGAGUUUUGUUCG
Ostreococcus tauri is the source of this 233-nucleotide messenger RNA. RefSeq names its product unnamed product. The record is from RefSeq and is a predicted model, not a curated record. Lineage: Eukaryota; Viridiplantae; Chlorophyta; Mamiellophyceae; Mamiellales; Bathycoccaceae. The annotation marks the transcript as partial. The transcript has a single exon.